UUUUUCUAACUUUUAUUUUUUAUAAUAUUAUGUUUUCAUUGUUUAUACCUUUAUAAAUGACAAUAUCUUUUACACAGUGAGAGUGGAGUCCCAUGGAGCGGAUUAUGCGGAACGAGCGGAUAACCAAUCACACGAAUCAUUCUGAAUCUAGAACUCUUUCAAAGAUUCCGUCGAAACGGUCCUGUGAUUGGUGAUCCAUUCAUUCCGCUUCCGCAUAAUUCGCUCCAUGGGACUUCACCCUAACACACCACUGUUUAUGUUUACGACGCCAUGUUUUGUCGAACUAGAAAUGAUGUCCAGACUCUUAUUAUAGGGAUUCUGGUAUCGGCAUGUUUUACACAGUCAGGUGAGAAUCUUCAAAAUUUUCAGAAAUCGUAAGUUACGAGAGCAUCAGAGACAAAAAUAACAAAACAAUUAUGUGCACAUGGUGCACAGCCACGAAUUCUAGAUGUUUAAUUACAGAUGAUAAAGACGAUAGAUCACUAUCGUGUCUUGAUAUUGUAAUUGAGUAAUAAAUCUUAAUUCUUCUGAAAUAAUAGUCAAGCACAAGAUGGUAAGAGCUUGUUGUGUAAACACGUGUAAGUCGGGAAACAAUGUGCCAAGCCAUGCAUUCCCGAAAGAUAAAGGACGGUGCAGAAAAUGGUUGGUUAAUUUGUGCCUCACCAAUGUAGAGGAUGAAAAAGAAAUUAAAAAAUUAAGAGUUUGUCAUAAACAUUUUAAAGAAGAUGAUUACAGUGGAUCUGCAACCAGACGUGUCUUGAUACAUUCAGCAAUCCCAUCCACAAAUAUCGCACAAGAAAAUGUGGAAAUGAUUGAGGCAAAUAUUACAAAAGAGACAUCGUUAAUAGAUGCACCAUGUAAACAAGAAAAUGUGGGAAUGUUUGAGGCAAAUAUCACAAAAGAGACAUUGUUAAUAGAUGCACCAUGUAAACAAGAAAAUACAAAUCAACAUCAAGAAAUAUCGCUGACAGAGAUUCAAACUACAUGGCAGAAACAAAUUCAAGAAGUGUUACAUAGACAUGACGUAAAAUUACAGCAACAACAAGAAGAAAUUGAAACUCUCAGAAAAACAUUAUACGUGCCAAGGAACCAAAUACGACCUGAUCUAAAAGAAGUUACCAGGAAAAACAGAUUAAGUUUUAAAUCUAAAAGACUUUAUAAAGCUAGACGUUAUACAAUAGAAGAGAAAAUGUUCUGCAUAGGUAUUUACCGUAGAUUACGUUGUUCAUAUAAAUAUCUUUCAAAAUAUCUUCUAUGUCCUUCCGUGACCACUUUAGACAAACAAAUGGAAAAUAUCACUUUUGAUACUGGGUGCAACAAUAUCAUAUAUAAAUAUUUAAAAUUAGUUGCAAAAGAAAUAGAUCCUAAAGAUUUAAAUAUUAUUUUAAUAUGGGAUGAAAUGUUGUUACAACCUUCUAUUGCCUAUGACAAGAAGAAAGACAAAAUAAUUGGAUUUGAGGAUUGGGGAAUGCAGAGGACAAGAAAAUUUGCAGAUCAUGCAAUCUUGUUCUAUAUUCGAUGCCUUUCAUCUGGUAAUCGUAUGCCUCUUGGAUAUGGCUUUUGUAAUAGUACAACUCGUACUACACAACUGGUGAGAUGUGUCAAACAAUGGAUUACAUUUCUUGUAAAAUGUGGAUUUAAACCUGUGACGACUGUAUGUGAUCAGGGAGGAUCGAAUACUGCAGCAAUAAAAACAUUAAUUAAAGAAACAAAUGAAAUGCGACAGAAGCAGCAUAAGAAGUUGAAAAAUACAUUUAUUGUGAAAAACCAGGAAGUAAUUCCAUUGUACGACUACGUACACUUACAAAAAGGAAUUCGUAAUAAUUUACUUAAUAAUGAUAUAGUAAUGAAUAAAACUGUGAAGAGCUCGGAAAAACGUUUUGCAACUUGGAAAGAUAUUGUGAUUGUUUAUGAAAUGGAUAAAAAUUCUUUCUUAAGGCAACGGCAAAUGCCAAAAUUAACUGACAGACAUAUUUUUCCACAUCUUAUUCCAAAAACGAAAGUUAAAUAUGCUACACAAGCCAUAAGUCACACUGUUGCCAAUUUUAUUGAUGUAGUGCUUACAUUGAAUAAAGGUAGUAUAAAUACAACCAAAGGAAAUAUGCACUUGCCAGCUAAUGCUGAGGCAACAUCGGAAUGUAUUUUAUUUUUUGACAAUUUAUUUGAUUCGUUCAACGCUAAAAAAGGAAAAGAAAAUUGCAGUAUCAUUACCAAAUCAAGUAAUCACAUUUUAUUUUGGCACAAUUCUAUAGAUAUGCUUCGUAAAAUGGACUUUAUUGAAAGUGACUCCCACAAGUACAUUCAUCAGAAUGCAAAAUGUUUAUCAAAUUGGAUUUGGACAAUUCGUAGUGCACAACGCUUGUGGAACACGCUGCAGAAAUCAGGAUUUACCUCGCUCAAUUUAAAGUUUCUAAAUCAAGAUCCAAUAGAAAAUUGUUUCAGCCAAAUUAGGGAUCACAUAAAUAACAACCCAACACCUUACCAAUUUUGUGCUUUGUUUAAAACUCUUAUUACAACCAAUUUUACAUCAAAACAUUCCAUUUCGUCUAACUGCAAAGAAGAAUACGAAGGUAAACCAAUGUCAUUGGAAAAAAUAAUUUCCAAAGCUGAAAAUAUGGAAUUAAUUAAAAAUGAAGAACCAGAACGUGCAGAAAUGCCCAUACCAGAAGUAUUGAAUAUAUUUAUUAAUGUGGAAGAACUGAUAAGUAUUUUGACUGAUAAAAUUAAAUGUGAAAACUGUGCUAAAUGCCUUCAAAAUGAAGAAACUGUAAGAAUUAUGCAGUAUGCAUUACAAAAUACAGAAUUAAAAUUUUUGAGCUUUUGUCACGAGGUAAAUAUAAAAGUAAAAGUAAAAAGUAUUUUGUAUUUGGAAGCAUUUACAAAAAUAUCUAUACAUUGUGCCACACACGAGGACUUUUUAAUAGAGAAAACUGCCCAACAUUUUAUUAUUCAAUGGUGUAAAUACGUAAACAAGUUAUUAAAGGGAACAUUAGAAGAUAAUUAUUCUGACAAUUAUAUGUACAACGAAGCAAGAAGAAUGUCAAUGAGAUUUCAAAAACAUAAAUUAAAACAGAAGUAAACAUUCCAAUUAAAUAUACAUUAAAAGGAAUUGGAUUAUUUAUAAUGUAAGUAUUUCUAUAAGAGAAAGGCUACUCUAUGGUGAUACUUCCGAAUGAUAUAGUUUAUUGCAUUUGUUUCAGAACGGAGCAAUUUUCGUUCAGUAUAUCGCUAGUGGACAGAAAGCCAAUUUUGUCAUUGUCUUUCCUAAAGCACGGCAUAGUAAAAAAUGUAGCAAAAGCAUCAUCUUCUAAUCAAACUAAGGAUGCGAGGACAAUUCAAUUAGUCCUUCAUCUUUUACAUUCGAAAUCCGUGGAAAUCUGAAUUGAAAAACUUUUUUUACAAUCACACACUUUUCUUUCUUCUUUUCUUUUUUCCCCUUCAUUUUUAAAUUACUGUUGAUAAGAUAGAAUUUUACUCUUCCUACAAAACCAGAACAAUAACACUGUGUCUCUGCUUCACAACUAUCGGGAGUGAUGAUUCGGUUACAUAUGAAUGUAUUAUCUUGAAAUACUUUAUCAUAAUCUAAGAAAGCCACUUGUGUUCCUUUUCAUGUGUAAUAACAUCAUUAAUAUAAGAUAUAUUAGAAUUUUUAAAUAAAAGUUCUAUUGGUUCUUAA
This is a messenger RNA of Monomorium pharaonis (pharaoh ant), 3676 nucleotides long. RefSeq lists its product as uncharacterized. The transcript has 3 exons. Gene Ontology annotation, molecular function: sequence-specific DNA binding. The coding region runs from base 551 to 3079 and encodes 842 amino acids. Lineage: Eukaryota; Metazoa; Arthropoda; Insecta; Hymenoptera; Formicidae. The record is from RefSeq and is a predicted model, not a curated record.